Molecule: messenger RNA, 678 nt
Organism: Adineta ricciae
Lineage: Eukaryota; Metazoa; Rotifera; Eurotatoria; Adinetida; Adinetidae
Source: the annotation of a GenBank genome assembly
AUGUCGUCCACACCUCUUCCAUCAUCAACAACACGUGUGCAAUCAGCGAAUAAUAAAAUAAAUGAUGAAUUAUCCAAUGAUUCGAACAAACUUAUUUCAGUAUCAAAAAAUUCUUCGCGUCCACCAUCAGCUAACAAACAAGUUGAAGUUGCUUCUGCUGUUGAUAUUCAACCCGAAGACAUCGAAAGUCGACCGUCAUCAGUCAUCAACAUUGAACCUAUUUUCGCAUCGACUCCUGUAAGUUCAAGGCCAUCAUCAGCUAUUGAAGCAAAGAAUCCGGAAAUAACCAAUGUAAGACCUCCUUCGGCUAAUAAUAAAAUAAAUGAUUUAACAACUAAUGAGCCGAGCUCACUGACAGCAGGCCCAAGAGUACCAUCAGCGAAUCAGAAACAGAACGAAGCUAAUCCGAAUGCUGCUGCUAGCCUCUCGGCAUCUCGACCUUCAACAGCUAAUAAAAACCAACAAGAAUCAAUGACAAACUGCGCAUCAACUAUAAUUGAUUCAAAGGAGCCUAAUAUUACACAACAAAUUAUAGAACGUCCAUCAUCUGGAAGAGAAAAAUCAAUCCAAGGUUCCGUUGGACUAACUACCCUUGUUGCUGCAAUUCGACUCAACAGUAUGGCAUCAACUGAUAGCGAUCAAGCUGUCAAUACAAGUGAACCAACAUCUUCUACUUGA